Cercocebus atys (sooty mangabey) is the source of this 4165-nucleotide messenger RNA. RefSeq names its product oligodendrocyte myelin glycoprotein (gene OMG). Gene Ontology annotation, biological process: neuron projection regeneration. NCBI's taxonomy places the organism in Eukaryota, Metazoa, Chordata, Mammalia, Primates, Cercopithecidae. The transcript is spliced from 2 exons. The record is from RefSeq and is a predicted model, not a curated record. Gene Ontology annotation, molecular function: protein binding. The coding region runs from base 1374 to 2696 and encodes 440 amino acids.
AACUUCAAAUUUUAAUACAACAAAUUCUAUUUGUGGUAUAAUCUAAAUAAUGCUAAUAUAAUUUAGAGAAAAAACAAAUGAUUUAGUAACAAGGCAUAAAGGGAUUUUCCUUACAUAUAAUAUGCUAAAUAUUACUCAUUUUUAAAUGGUGCCACUUGGUAACGAAAUACCAUAACUUUAUUUGGUUGCUUUAAAGUAAACUGGCCAUUCUGGAAAUCAGAUUUGUGUUUUAACAGAUUUAUGCAAGCAGUCCACUGAAGAGUGGAGCAAAAUUUAUCAUAAAUUUGACCUCAUUUUAUAAAAUUCAUGAUGAAAAAUUUUCCUCUUACAUUAUUUCAUGUAAUUUUAAAACUAUAAACUACUUUCCCAGAAAGCUGAAAUGUGCAAUACUCUGAAAUCGCCUAAAUUGAUACUGUUAUUCUUAAAACAUAAAAUCAAAUAAAUGGCCAUUCAUAUAGCACCAAAAAUGUCUUUGGAAAAAACAAUACUCAUAUCCACUUACUAUCCAAGGUUUCAUAAAGAAAAAAAACUUUAACCCCAAAUAUAUAAAAUAAAACAUGUUUAUUUUACCAUAGGAAGUGAUAAUCUAUAAAGUAUAAGAUGCUAAUUUCCAAAUGUAUCCUGGCUUGUGUAUAGCCUUGGUCAAAUGAUCCAUUGUAUCAGAAAGAUAAAGAAAAAAUAAUCAUAUUUCAGUAAUUCUAUACAUCCUAAGAGGGAAGAUGGCACAUUUAAGUGGUUGAUAAAUUUGAAAAGCUGAUUAAACAUAAUAAUCACCAUGUUGGAGGAAGACAUAAAAAUCAGAGAACAGAUUUUUUUAAUAUUAAAAAUGUGACAUGAAAAUUAUACCAUUUUAGAAAGGAAUAUAAAAAGGCAGGAGUUAAAAAUAGUGGGACUAAUAUCAUAGAAAACUAUCCAUGAGGAAGGUCAAAUUCAUUUUCAACAUGUAAAAAGGAUAAAGAGUAGAGGUAUUUAAAAAGAUUCUUAAUGAGACAAAUGUUAAAAUAUGGAACCCAAUCUCAGACAAAUACAUAGAAAGGAGUAAGGGCCAACUCUAAUGUGCAUAAGGUAUCCCAUCCUAUAGCAAAUCAGAUAUAUAGGUACACUUGAUGCCGUAAAUUUUUUAAAAAAUUGUCCAUUUUGUUGCGUGUGCACCAUAAAUUUGAGUCAGCACCAGCGACAGCUCUGCAGUCCUCCUAUGUGGUACUGAUCAGGUGGUUGCAGAGCUUCAGCUCACAGCAACACAAUGCAGCUGAGCAGGCAAGCACAGCCCACAGCCAGAAACAGUUCCGACUCUCCAGAACAAGACGACCUUUAAGCUUUAAGUUUCCCAGAGAAAAUGAGAUGCUGAUGUUGAAGACGACACUACGGCUUUGAUGGAAUAUCAGAUAUUGAAAAUGUCUCUCUGCCUGUUCAUCCUUCUGUUUCUCACACCUGGUAUUUUAUGCAUUUGUCCUCUGCAAUGUAUAUGCACAGAAAGGCACAGGCAUGUGGACUGUUCAGGUAGAAACUUGACUACAUUACCAUCUGGACUGCAAGAGAAUAUUAUACAUUUAAACUUGUCUUAUAACCACUUUACUGAUCUGCAUAACCAGUUAACCCAAUAUACCAAUCUGAGGACCCUGGACAUUUCAAACAACAGGCUUGAAAGCCUGCCUGCUCAGUUACCUCGGUCUCUGUGGAACAUGUCUGCUGCUAACAACAACAUUAAACUUCUUGACAAAUCUGAUACUGCUUAUCAGUGGAAUCUUAAAUAUCUGGAUGUUUCUAAGAAUAUGCUGGAAAAGGUUGUUCUCAUUAAAAAUACACUAAGAAGUCUUGAGGUUCUCAACCUCAGUAGUAACAAACUUUGGACAGUUCCAACCAACAUGCCCUUCAAACUACAUAUCGUGGACCUGUCUAAUAAUUCUUUGACACAAAUCCUUCCAGGUACAUUAAUAAACCUGACAAAUCUCACGCAUCUCUACCUGCACAACAAUAAGUUCACAUUCAUUCCAGACCAAUCUUUUGACCAGCUCUUUCAGUUGCAAGAGAUAACCCUUUACAAUAACAGGUGGUCAUGUGACCAUAAACAAAACAUUACUUACUUACUGAAGUGGAUGAUGGAAACAAAAGCCCAAGUGAUAGGGACUCCAUGUUCUACCCAAAUAUCAUCUUUAAAGGAACAUAACAUAUAUCCCACACCUUCUGGAUUUACCUCAAGCUUAUUCACUGUAAGUGGGAUGCAGACAGUGGACACCAUUAACUCUCUGAGUGUGGUAACUCAACCCAAAGUGACCAAAAUCCCCAAACAAUAUCGAACAAAGGAAACAACGUUUGGUGCCACUCUAAGCAAAGACACCACCUUUACUAGCACUGAUAAGGCUUUUGUGCCCUAUCCAGAAGAUACAUCCACAGAGACUAUCAAUUCACAUGAAGCAGCAGCUGCAACUCUAACUAUUCAUCUCCAAGAUGGAAUGGUUACAAACACAAGCCUCACUAGCUCAACAAAAUCAUCCCCAACACCCAUGACCCUAAGUAUCACUAGUGGCAUGCCAAAUAAUUUCUCUGAAAUGCCUCAACAAAGCACAACCCUUAACUUACGGAGGGAAGAGACAACCACAAACGUAAAGACUCAAUUACCUUCUGUGGCAAAUGCUUGGAAAGUAAAUGCUUCAUUUCUCUUAAUGCUCAAUGUUGUGGUCAUGCUGGCUGUCUGAGGGUCUGCAUUUUCUGAAACUAAUGAAAGCACUCCUCCCUGAUGUACAGUUGGGAAAAUAUGUCCAUAUCUAACCAGUGAUUCAAGCUAUAUUAAGUAUUCAAGAAAGCCAGUCUUAACAUUUCUGACUCUGAUGUAAAUGAAGUAACUUGUCUUAAAUAAAAGAAAUGCACAAUGCCUUGGUACUUGCUGCUAUUUUACUGUCUUAAUUAAGUAAACUAAUGAGUUUCUUUUAUAAAAAAAUGUUUUCUUUUUAAGGCUUCAAUUUAUUGCACAAAAUAUAAAGCAUCUAAACUUUAAUAUGUAUUUUAUGUAUGUUUACACUGUCAAACAUCUGGAAAAUAAAAGGUCUAUGCUCAUAACUGUGUCAUUUGGCUUUCUAGUCAUAUCAACUUUAUCAGAAUAAAAAUGACCUCACCAUUUUUGUUCUAGGGUACCUUGGUAAAAUCUUUAAGGUAAAUAGAACGGUGGUAGUAUCCAAGGAUUUUGUCACUGAAGUAAAAUCGCAGCUGCCAUCCCAUGAACGGUUAUAUUACAUUAUUAUUUUACAGACAAGUCAUAAUUGUUUUAAAUCUAAAUGAUGUCCUGCUUCUGAGGAACUCUUGGCUACUUUACAGAUUAUAUAAUGGACAAAAGCUCUUCAAAAAGCUAGAAGACACUAGGCUUUGCAUUUUAAUAAGAAAAGUUUAAUGGUUUUGUUUUUUGCAUGUAAAAAAAAGUGUUAAAACCACAAUGAAAAAAUUUAAAAACACGUAAAGAAGCAGUUUUAGUGCAGAUUUAACACAUCAUUAAUGGAAAAUUUAAAUAUUUAUAAAAUUAAAAUCCUACUACAUGAAGGAGAAGAAAAUUUGUAUUUUGCAAAUCAGAAAUCAGAAUGUGACUUACCUAAAUUAAACAUAAGAUUAGCUUAAGAAUAAAAUCAUUGAGUCUGACCAACUUGGGCAGUACUGAGGGAGGAAGAGAGGAAGGAGAGAGAGAAAGGGAAAAGGGCAUUUGGUACUACAACCAGGUGUUGAACCCAAUAAAACAGACUGAGGACUAAGGCUAGGCAUGGGACAGAUCUUGACACUCCAAAUCAAACCACACUGGAACUCCAACUAAAAGAUAAUCACUGAGAAAUUUUCUACAAAUAUGAAAGUUAGCCACCUUAUGAAUUAGUAACAAACAUAAGAAACAGCCACAAGGCAGCAAAAGAAGUCCUGAAACAGGAUAGAUUAAAAUGCAAGAUAGGAAAACUGAGAUGGAUGAGACACAAAUGUGGUAUUUAAUUUGUGAGACGUAAGGCAGAAUCUCAUUUCAAGCAUUCCUAGAGGUGGGAAAAAACUAUAGAAAGGAAUUUUUAUGUUCCUUCAUAAAAACUUUUAAAAAUUCAGAUAGCCUCCUUUGCUGGUUUAGGAACAUUUCUACUGAGAGAGAGAAAAGUAACAACAUUUUAAUGUGGUUUUUUUUUUUUUUUUUUUUUUUUUUUUU